AUGUUACCUUCAAGUAAGCGCGCUGCGGGCGCUGCGCCAUUGAGCACCACCGCGAUCGCUGCUAUCAUCACUGGCAUCGGUGUUGUCAUGCUGUGUCUACUCAGCGCCCUGGUUUUCCUGCUGGUACGCGCAGUCCGCGCCCAUAAACGACUCAUCGCGGAUCUGGACGAACGAGGCGUCUCAAUUGCACAGGCACAGAGAGAGGUGGCAGGAGACUUGGUCAUGAGGCCACGCGCGGUACUAAGGCGGAAUACUGUUCUACCGUUCAACAAGACAUCGGGAUGGGGAACGCUGCCUUCCACGGAAACCUUUCAGUCUUCAGAUUCAGGGGGAGUUCCGGAACACUACGUACCGCCCAUGCCCACCAAUGCGAUGAAACGGUCUAGUCAUCUUUCCUGGCCCUUUUCUACACGUCGUAUGAGUGGUCAGUCUAUGCAAAUGAAGAAAAUGAAGGUCUCGAGACUGUCAACGGUCAUGGAGAGCCCGAAGUCGUCGCCACUACUGCUGAACACGGCCCAUAUGAAUGCCAGUGGGCAGUCAAUUGCAAUGUCGAGCGAGUACGCGAAUUCCUCAUGCCAGUCGUUACUACAACAUCAUCCCGCAUUUCGCCAUCAACAUCAGGCUCUAGGCCCCCCAGGAGCAGCCACACGCGGUCCCAUUGACGCCAAAAAACGGUUGCAUAGGGCCCAGUCUGUUGUCGAGGUAUCGACCAACCAAAUGGCUAGACCAUAUCUGAAAGCGAGAUCUGUCAGUCUUUGCAGUCAAACAUCGGGGGUAGUGCCUGACGUGAUUCUGCCACCACUACCACUGGAGGUGUCGCGUCUAAAGAACAUGACCAAGGAUUACAGUCAGCUACACCGUGCUCCUUCAAAGUUAUCUGUUUCUAGCUUCGGAUCUGCAGACAGUACCAUCCUUGGCCCACGCAAUAGCCCAGCUGCUCCUCCACCUGCCAAAUUUCGAGGACAGAAGAUCACGAAGCCAAAUACCAAGGGCUCGGCAUUUGCGGGCGGCAAAAACAUUAGGGACACACUAGAUCUGCGUACAAAGGUCUUGGGUGGGCGGUACCCAAAUGAAGCGAACACGACGGCCAGAGCCCCUUCAGUAGAGAGGCAACGAGGGCAAGCGGAUCACAGGAGCACACUUAUGGAGGAAUUGAACAUCCAAUUACCGGGUGCUGCAGGGCCUGGGAGACCUAAAAGCAUCAACAAUACGCGGCAAGGUUCCACCGACUCUCCUCAAACGCGAAAUUCUUCCAACCCAAAGCGCAGGUCUAAGACGCUGGUCUCAUCUGCUGGCUCGCCUGAGCGACAGGAUCAGAAUCAGAACCCUAACAGUUCGAGAAUGGUAACUGGGAUGAGAUCGCCGAAGCGUCAGCAUUCUCAGACCUCUUCUCGAAGCAGCGGCGGAAAUCCCUUCCAAUGGGACCCUACCCCAAUCUUGCCAGCUUGUGCUAAGCCGUCGAACUUGAAGGGAAGCCCAAGUGCUCGUAAGGGACAUGGGAGGAAGAAUAGCGUACGCAUCUCUCUCGUCCCUACCAUCCACGGACCUCCUAGCAGGGUAUUUAGUCAGGCGUGGCAGAACAGUCCCCAGGAUGGUUCCACAGGAGGCGGCGCUGCAGAUGGAUCCGAUGGUCUGGGACUUGAUCCGGAUGCCAAACGUGCUCUUCCAACCCCACCCACAUCUUCCACAUUCUCCCCAGAUCUUAAGUUUACAGCAACAUCAAUCAAGGCGACCUUGACGACUACCUCCCCAACAUUGCCGCUUGUGGGAUAUGAUCAAUCUGGCAACUGGAUGCCAGAUACACCGCUUCUACAGCAGUAUCCGUUUGGCGUUCAGACGCCUGAACGCAAUCGAUCUCCGUCGUCGCCUAACAGCAUAAUCAAUAUCGAUGAGUACGACCCUGAGCAACCAAACUGCAUAUACCAAACACCGCCUAAUCUUAAUGCCAAUUCUCGUACAUAUCAAUCAGCUUUUGCUCCCAUCCCCGAAGAGUCGUCGAUAUGCUCCAACAAGACUGGAGGUGUUGAGCCACCACGAAACGAGGAUUCACCCCCGGUCUCUCCCAAGACUAUGUCACCGCCGAGAUUCAACUUUCAGAAUCGGUCGGCGUAUGAUGUACCGGUACAUGCUACGUGUAUUCCCGAAGAGCAUUCGGAGACGAUCGAUCCUUCGAUUAUAACCAAGGAUGCGUUCGGCGAGUACUCCGCCAUGGACGACAGCAUUUUUGGAACUCAUGCAGUCAACAAGCGCAUUAGCAUUGCGAUACCGGCAACGUCUCAAUCAGCGCAGUCAUUGCUUGAACCCCUUAUCGAAGCUGCUUUCCCAAGCAAUGAGUCGCCAACCAUCGGGCAUGACUGCUCUGAACUAUCACUGUCUUGCUACUCAUCCCGUUCGCCUUCGCCAUCACCCGGAGUUUCACCAAUAGAGCUUCCCAGCCCCGUCUAUCCCUGUUCACCCCGUCCAGCACACGCAGAACUUCCCAAAAGCCAACCACAGGGUCUAUCUAUAAACUUCGCCGACGUACCCAAACUAUACCCUUCACCCCGCGGACCGCGCCACUCUCCACCACGUCCCCUACGCACCUCAAUUGUCCAGCUACGACGCAUGAAUUCUGAUGCCCUCGAAGCAAAAGACACCAAAGCUGGAAGAGGCGAACGUCGCUAUCUCCGCCUCGGCCGUGAGGACAGCGUGCACAUCCCCGGUGAUGAAUCCUGGCUCGACGAACUAGACGACUCAUCGGCCGUUGAGCUCGAUGAAGCGGAAGGCCGCCGUCUCGUCGGCGAUUUACUAGAGGAAGAGGACAAUGAACAGGAAUGGGAUGAAGGCUGUACCGUCCUCGAUCUUGACGCAACGACAAUGACGACAAUGGGAGAAGACCACACACUCGACUCUGUCACCACCAUCAAGCCAGACCUCUCCGCCACCGCAAACACAACCUCUGGCGCCUCACCAUCCUCCCCCUCUGCCCAUUCAAGCAGCAUAUGGGAAGACGGAGAAGCCUUCUGGGCAUCAUCCACCCCCCCUCCUCCCUCCCAAUCCAAGUCCCAGUCCCAGUCCCACCCACAAACCUACCACCCCAAAACAUCCUCUCCCCUUCUCCCUACCCCCCCAAAACCCGCUCCAAACCCCAACCCCAAAUCCCCGCGCCACAACCGCAAACGCCACUUCGAAGUCGCAAAAGACGACAUCCCUAACCAACGCGGCCUCAUCCACCACGACCUCAACGCCCCGGACUCCUCAACCGACAACGAAGGAAACCCAAGUCCCCACUCCACACGCAAGAAGAAACGCAACACUGCACGACGCAACGGCAUCGAGCAGCACCACUAG
Molecule: messenger RNA, 3330 nt
Organism: Plenodomus lingam JN3
Lineage: Eukaryota; Fungi; Ascomycota; Dothideomycetes; Pleosporales; Leptosphaeriaceae
Source: RefSeq, a predicted model, not a curated record